CUUCAUUUUUCUCUCUCUUUCAACGUUUACUUUACUCUCUCUCUCUCUUGAAGAAUCUCGACAUUUGUAAUUGUUACAUUGAUUUCAUUUAUAAAUAUUCGCGUUCAAAUUGUGUUGUGUUUUUUUGUGGGUCGUUUUUCCUUGGAAAUUUGCAUCUGGGAAAACAUCCUGUAGAUUCAGAUUUGAUAGUUUUCUUGGUACAUAUUUGUAUAUAAAGUUAAAUUCUGUCGAAUUUGUUGUCAUUUGGUGUAAAAUUUCAGUCGGUUAGUCGGUCGUAGGCUCAGUGAUGAAUUCUAGAACGAGAUAUCCGCCGCCUGGAAUGGGUGGAGGCCGAGGAGGCGGUGGAAGCGGAAUGAACGCUCAUGGGGGACAAAACCCUUAUUUUCAACCAAGAGACGGUAAUCAACAUUAUGUACAAAGAAGUUCAGGGCAGUACAAUCAGAAUCAACAAUAUUUUCAAAACCCUCCGCCUCAGCAAUGGCUGCCAAGGGCCCAGCUUCCGCCAGCUGAUUCAACCAUAGACGAGGUCGAGAAGACCGUGCAAUCCGAAGCUGCUGAUUCGAGUUCACAAGAUUGGAAGCAAAGAUUGAAGUUACCUCCCCAAGACAACCGCUACAGAACAGAGGAUGUGACAGCGACCAAAGGAAAUGAAUUUGAAGACUACUUUUUGAAGCGUGAACUGCUUAUGGGAAUAUAUGAGAAGGGGUUUGAAAGGCCAUCUCCAAUCCAAGAAGAAAGUAUUCCUAUUGCUCUAACAGGAAGUGACAUCUUAGCUAGGGCCAAAAAUGGAACUGGGAAAACUGCUGCUUUUUGUAUUCCUGCCUUAGAGAAAAUCGAUCAAGAUAAAAAUGUUAUUCAAGCUGUUAUUCUUGUUCCUACAAGAGAAUUGGCUCUUCAAACAUCACAAGUUUGCAAAGAACUUGGAAAGCAUUUGAAAAUUCAAGUCAUGGUUUCUACGGGUGGAACUAGCUUGAAGGAUGACAUUAUGCGGCUCUAUCAGCCAGUUCACUUACUUGUCGGGACACCUGGAAGAAUUCUUGAUCUUUCCAAAAAAGGAGUUUGCAACUUAAGUGAAUGCAACAUGCUUGUAAUGGACGAGGCUGACAAGCUUCUGUCACCAGAGUUUCAACCUUCAAUUGAGCACUUAAUCUACUUUCUACCAGCAACUCGUCAAAUCCUUAUGUUUUCAGCUACAUUCCCCGUCACUGUGAAAGAUUUCAAAGACAGAUACCUGCGAAGACCAUAUGUCAUCAACCUUAUGGAUGAGCUUACCCUUAAGGGAAUAACACAAUUUUAUGCAUUUGUUGAAGAAAGACAAAAAGUUCAUUGCCUCAACACUUUAUUUUCCAAGCUUCAAAUUAACCAGUCGAUUAUCUUUUGUAAUUCUGUAAAUCGAGUAGAACUUCUUGCCAAGAAAAUCACAGAGCUUGGCUAUUCUUGCUUCUAUAUUCAUGCAAAGAUGCUUCAAGAUCAUCGAAACAGGGUGUUUCAUGACUUCCGAAAUGGUGCUUGCAGGAAUCUUGUGUGCACUGAUUUAUUUACAAGAGGAAUAGAUAUUCAAGCAGUGAAUGUUGUCAUCAAUUUUGAUUUUCCAAAGAAUUCGGAGACUUAUCUGCAUAGGGUUGGUCGAUCUGGAAGAUUUGGGCACCUCGGUUUGGCUGUGAAUCUGAUCACAUACGAGGAUCGCUUCAAUUUGUAUAGGAUUGAACAAGAACUUGGCACAGAGAUCAAGCAAAUCCCUCCACAUAUAGAUCAGGCCAUAUACUGCCAAUAAUCCAAGUAACUUUCUUUUGGAUGGAAAUGUUAACCUCGUGACGUAGCUGGUUCUAGUUGGAGGGUGUGGUCAGACAUAUAUAUAUAUAUAUAUAAUCAAUGGAGUUUUUAGAAAUCCUGCUAUUGGUGUCAUGAAAGACAUUGUAUUUUAACAAUGAAGUCGAAGAUGCUUGAAUAUCCCAGAAUGAGGGGACCUCAUAACUCACUCUAGUAUUUGGACAAUUCUGCCAUUCCAUGUGUACGGCGCAUUGAGCUUUGGCCUUUACUUUUGAGCCAUGGCUACAUCUUUUUUAAUUUUUCUGUUGAAUUAAGUUUGAGCCAGGUGUGUUUUCAUGCUUGUUCGUAGUUACCUUUCUAGGUUUCACUUCUGUUUUACUGAUAAUAAAAGCUGAGCAACAGACUCUUUUGGUU
This is a messenger RNA of Andrographis paniculata, 2184 nucleotides long. Its product is annotated as DEAD-box ATP-dependent RNA helicase 8-like. The transcript has 10 exons. Gene Ontology annotation, biological process: cytoplasmic stress granule assembly; P-body assembly. Gene Ontology annotation, molecular function: ATP binding; mRNA binding; RNA helicase activity. The record is from RefSeq and is a predicted model, not a curated record. NCBI's taxonomy places the organism in Eukaryota, Viridiplantae, Streptophyta, Magnoliopsida, Lamiales, Acanthaceae. Gene Ontology annotation, cellular component: P-body; cytoplasmic stress granule. The coding region runs from base 287 to 1774 and encodes 495 amino acids.